UUCCAUCUGCCAGUGUCAGCGAUUUGUUUCUUUUACUUAUAUUUCAGUUGGGUUAGAUAUUUUAUAUAUAAUUUCUAUGUCAGACUCAUUAUUGUAAAAUGUGAUUUUUGGAGGAGCGAAGUGCAAUUUUCCUUCUAAAGAAAAUCUGUGAAUUUGCUUCAUACUCGAUCCAAGAUUCUACCUGCAGGUGAGCAGUGGCUGAUCAUCAUGAUCUCUCAGUUCUUCGUUCUUUCACAGAGAGGCGACAACAUCGUCUUCCGAGACUAUCGUGGUGAUGUACAGAAAGGAAGUGCAGAGAUAUUCUUCCGCAAAGUAAAGUUCUGGAAAGAAGAUGGCAAAGAGGAAGCACCACCUGUUUUUAAUCUCGAUGGCGUCAACUACUUUCACGUGAAGGUUGUUGGCCUGCUUUUUGUUGCAACCACGAGGAUCAACUUGUCCCCUUCCCUAGCCUUGGAGCUUUUACAGAGAAUUGCACGCGUCAUCAAAGAUUACCUUGGUCUGCUUAGUGAAGAAUCACUACGGAAAAAUUUUGUGCUUGUGUAUGAGCUGCUGGAUGAAGUUAUAGAUUUUGGAUACGUUCAAACAACAUCUACUGAAGUCUUGAAGUCUUACGUAUUCAAUGAACCAAUUGUGGUUGAUGCUGCACGCUUGCCACCUCUUGGUCCUGCAGCCUUAUUUAUGCAAGGAAACAAACGAAUGCCUGGAACAGCUGUUACAAAAUCUGUUGUGGCACAUGAACCUGGGGGUCGGAAGAGGGAGGAAAUCUUUGUUGAUAUAAUUGAGAAAAUAAGUGUCACCUUUAGCUCUAGUGGAUAUGUAUUGACUUCUGAAAUUGAUGGCACCAUUCAAAUGAAGAGUUAUCUAACAGGAAAUCCAGAAAUCAGAUUAGCUCUCAAUGAUGAUCUAUACAUUGGAAGAAGUGGGGUAUCAAGUUAUGGCUUUGGUGGUUCUUCAGGGACAGGACCAGUAAUUUUGGAUGAUUGCAAUUUUCAUGAAUCUGUACAUAUGGAUAAUUUUGAUGUUGACAGAACACUAAGUCUGGUACCACCAGAUGGGGAAUUUCCUGUCAUGAAUUAUCGCAUUACCCAGGAAUUCAAGCCCCCGUUUUCUAUUAACGCCUUAAUCGAAGAAGCGGGGUCCCUCAAGGCCGAAGUGAUUCUGAAAAUCCGUGCGGAGUUUCCUUCAAGCAUCACAGCUAACACAAUUCUGGUAGAGAUGCCAUUGCCAACAUGUACAACCAGAGUCAAUUUUGACAUGGAACCUGGAAUAGCUGGACAGACUGCUGAUUUUAAGGAAUCACAAAGGAGACUCGAAUGGAAUUUGAAGAAGAUUGUCGGGGGAUCUGAACACACUCUACGUGCAAAGUUAAAUUUUUCACAGGAGUUCCAUGGUAAUAUAACUAAAGAAGCUGGUCCUGUGAGUAUGACCUUCACAAUACCUAUGUAUAAUCCUUCAAGGCUGCAGGUGAAGUAUCUACAGAUAGCAAAGAAGACCAAAAGUUCCAACCCCUAUCGGUGGGUGAGAUACGUUACUCAGGCUAAUUCUUAUGUUGCUCGCAUUUGAAAGUAGACAUGGUUUUCCCUGUUUAUAUUUUCAUUUCCUCUACUUCUUUGGAUUUUGACCUGCGGCGUAGUCUAUGGUUAUCGAGUUAGAUCUUCAUCGGAGAUGCUUGCGACACGUCUUUCUUUCAACUCUGUUUUCUUAUAUCUGAAGGUUGAUGCCUCAUCAUGUACACUACCAUUACACUUUUAUAUCGGGAGAAAUGCAAUCCACCCCUUGUGUUAACAUAAA
Messenger RNA from Sesamum indicum (sesame), 1791 nucleotides. Its product is annotated as Clathrin adaptor complexes medium subunit family protein. The record is from RefSeq and is a predicted model, not a curated record. Gene Ontology annotation, biological process: vesicle-mediated transport; intracellular protein transport. Gene Ontology annotation, cellular component: clathrin adaptor complex. NCBI's taxonomy places the organism in Eukaryota, Viridiplantae, Streptophyta, Magnoliopsida, Lamiales, Pedaliaceae.